Molecule: messenger RNA, 738 nt
Organism: Guyanagaster necrorhizus
Lineage: Eukaryota; Fungi; Basidiomycota; Agaricomycetes; Agaricales; Physalacriaceae
Exons: 5
Coding region: 1-738 (245 amino acids)
Source: RefSeq, a predicted model, not a curated record
AUGGUAAUAAUUGGUCCAGGCAUAACAGGUAUUAUCUGUACUAUUCUAGCAGAUUCUACUAUGAUUUGGCACUAUUGGAUAGUCUGGGGUCAGCACUGGCUGAGCAUUCUGCCUCCUGUUCUUUUUCUUCUUUCUGCAACUGCAUUCAAAAUUAUUUUUGUCUAUCAAGACUAUAUGGAGAUCAACUAUGAGAAAUACAUCAUUACUUUUUCCUCUUAUAAUUCUGUUCUACUGGUAUACUUUGAUUUUCUAGCAGCAAUAACAAAAGGAAUUGCUCCAACACUUCUUGUUGGACAUGUUGCAGCAGGUCAUGCUCACUCAGAUGACUCUUGGCAGGGAAGUGUAAUUUCAGGCUCACUUCACUUUGGGACACAUCCUGGAGGCCAAAGCUCUCAGCAAGAUUCCAUGAUCAGCAUUGAUCUUGAAUCCCAGCAGGAGAUAGGUGAUGCAUAUGGCCAUCAGAAUCCAGCAUCUUCUGAGGAAAAUAGUGCCAGUGGCAUCCAAGAGAAUGACUUGGAGGUGGCCCAGCAGGAGAGAGAUAUCAUAUACUCCCAUCACACUCUGGCAGAAUCUCAGACAGAUGUUGGCAUCAACUCAGAAGGUGUCAUCCAAAAGCAUGAUUCUGAGUUAGAGCAGGAGAGAGAGAGAGAGAGAGAGAGAGAUGAAGAAUAUAGCCAUUGUAUGUUGAAGAGCUCUAGGGAAGAUAUUGGUAUUGAGAGUGUCAUUCUCAAGGUCUAG